Molecule: messenger RNA, 3735 nt
Organism: Neurospora crassa OR74A
Lineage: Eukaryota; Fungi; Ascomycota; Sordariomycetes; Sordariales; Sordariaceae
Exons: 6
Coding region: 686-2932 (748 amino acids)
Biological process (GO): cytoskeleton-dependent intracellular transport; cytoplasmic microtubule organization
Cellular component (GO): cytoplasm; centrosome
Molecular function (GO): microtubule binding; dynein light intermediate chain binding
Source: RefSeq, a predicted model, not a curated record
CGCAACUGAACCGCCUGCCGUGGUGUGCCAGUCAUGUACGAAACGAGAUUCCCCCAACCCGACUUUAAUGUCCAACCGCGACUCGGGAAUUGGACAACUUCCAACGAACUUCCAGACAUACAACGAACAACACGAGAACUUGCGCAUCCGCAUAGACGUCUUGAGUAGGUAAUCAAGGCUCUACCUAACCGUUCAAGAGGAUCAACAAUCCCAUUUGAAUCAUUCAUUUAUCCUUUGAUCCCCUCCCUACUUGGCUUCCAACAUCAUCCGACUUGUCCCGUCUUUGGCCUUCUGUUCGCCGCGUUUAAUUAGCAUCUCCUGAGAAAAGAAACGACCUCGUCUCAGCCGUCGCCUUACAACCUUUUGUUCUAUCUUGCAUUAUUCACCACAUCGUACUUUCCCUCAACUGCCGCAGCUUAGUACAAUCGAUAACCGGGCAGACAGCACGGAAUUCCUGCAUCCGUUUUACGCUUACGACGUGCCGACGUCCUGUACACCAAGUACACGCACCCGACCAACAAAUACCCUCCACUUCAUCCGUUGGGUUCCGAUCCGCCCCUAUAGCAAGGCUAUAUUGACGACACACUGGCCCAACGUUUCGUCGAUUCCCUGUGGCCUCUACCUCGAUCACCAUCACCAAGUUAUCUGAUCCGUGGGCCCGUCGGGCCUCUUGAGACUACCCAUCAUGACGCAGUACAGCCUCGCGAAGCAGGCCGCCCUGUUGAAAUGGAUCAACACGUUCAAGACAUCGCGCCGGGCGGCCACCCUUAAGGACCUCCAAGAUGGCCUGAUGCUGGGAGACAUUCUCGAAGAUAUGACCUCCGGGGACUUUUCCAGCUCCAGCCUCAUUCGGAAUCCUUCCUCACCCGAAGACAACAAGGCCAACCUUGAAACCGUAUCUCGUGGCCUCGCUGCUUUCAUGCGCAACGACGUUCCGCAGUACGCUCCUCCGCCGUCCAAGUUACGCGCCAUCCUAGAACACCCGGACGACAUUGCGAUUUGCGAGUUCCUCUCGUAUUUUGUCAUUACCAUCUGCUUGGGUUCCACCAACAAGGCAUACGUUCCGGCUAUCCUGCAGCUCGACAGUGUUACGCAAAAGGAAAUCGCAAACACUGUCGAAGUGUUCCAAAAGCGAAAAGAUGCGGAUGCGAAACUGCAAGAGCCGAAGGAGGUGGAUGGACAGACUAAUGCCGACCUGCACAUUGUCAGGGAUCCGGCCCUUAUGGAGGAAGAGUUGAGGCAAACAAAGGGCGCGUACGAAUACAUCAAAAAGCAGAAUGCCGAUCUACAAGCGCGGGUCGACAAGCUCCUCGAUACACGCCAAGCUCUACUCAACGACCUUAACGGGGCGCAAGCCGAGCUGAACGCCAUGAAGAGGCACAGGGGUGCCGAUGCUGGCGCAGCCAUCAAGGACUUGCGAGACGAGAUCAAGGACAAAAUGGCCAUCAUUGACGACUUGGAGGCCCAAAUUGUCAAGGAGACAGCGCACAUCACCAAGCUCGAGAAAGACAAUGCUGCUCUAAAAGCAAGGGCUGACCGGGUUAAGGACCUGGAGGACAAGCUUAUAGAGCUGGAACACGAGAACAAGCAGCAACAGCAACAGAUUAAGGGCCUAGAGAACUACAAGAAGAAGGCUCAAGAUCUUACCUUCAUCCAGCAACGAAACAGGACCCUAGAGGAGCAAAUUGUCCAGAUGGAACAGGACUUGAAGGACUUUGAGAACUUCAAGGCGCAAAACAGGAAGCUCCAAAAGGAGAUUGAAGAAAAGGUCAAGGUGUUGGCGAAUAACGAGCAAGAGAUUGUCUACACGCUCCAAUCCAGGAACGUCUUGCAAGAAACGAACGAGGAGCUCCAACGAAGAGUUGAGUACCUUGAGUCGAAACACCAGGCUGAUGAGAAUAUGAUCAAGGAGCUCCAGGAGCAGCUUCAAAUGGGCGGUGCCAUCCAUGAGACAUCGGGUUCCCAAAGUCCUGUUACCAAUGGCGGCUUCAACCUCGAGCAUGAGCUUGAAACAGAACCUGCUGUUCGUCUAGAGCUCCAGCGGCUCAAGGCAGAAAACAACGUCUUGCGCAGCAAUAUGACCGUUGCGUCUGAGAAUGAGCGCCUAAGAAGCGAACUGGAGUCGGCCAACAAGAAGGUUGACUUGUAUCGCGGCAAGUGCACCGAGGCUAUGGAGAAGCACGCCGUUGCCCAGGAACAACUCAAUGCCAUGAUGAACAACACAGCAGGAGAAAGCAAUCCCGCUUUUGUGAACCUGCGCAAACAGUUCCUUGACACCUCGAGUGACGUCGAGAAGCUCACAAAGCGAGUCCAGGAGCUCGAGCAGGACGUUGCAGACAAGGAACGCGAGUUGAUCGCUGUCAAGACAGAUCUGUCCGUCAUUGGAGAGGAGCAAUCAGCUGCACUCACCGCACUCAAGGCUUCUGACGAGUUGAUAGCCGAAUCGCUACAGAAGGAACUCGAGGCCACACGCAAGCAGCUCAGAGAGAAGACGUUUGAACUGGAUGAGAUGAAGGCACAGCUGAUGGAAGCAUUGGUCUCCAAGGACAAGCUCCGCAAGCAGCUGGAUGAUGCCAUUGCGAGCGGCGGAGAUCCGAACAAGUCCAGGAAGGAGGACGUUGAGAAGAUGGAGAAGCUGAAGGCUGCGCUCAGGCAAAAGAUCGAGCAACUCGACAAGGCUGAACAGGAGAAGUACGAUCUCCAAAGGCGGAUCAAGCUUGUUGAGAGCGGCGGUGCCUAUGCGGCCCAAAAGGCGUCAAGCGACCAAGUCAUCAAGAACCUCCAGCGCGAGAAUUCCAUGAUCACAACAGCAUGGUACGACAUCACAAGCCGGCUGCAGAGCAACCACGUCAUUCUCCAAAGACGGCACGACCAACCCAAGAGCUGGCUGCACAAGCAAAGGCAGUUGGUAAACGCCACGCCAAGGAGGUAGAACGUCCUCGCGUAGCCUGCCCUGUCCUACCAAGACCAGGGCCGGCUGCCUCGCCGCCGCCGCCGCUACUACCAUCUACCACCUACCAUCAUCACGUUACGUCUCUGCAAGCAACCAAGAUCAACCCACACACGGUCUCGUAUUCAACCUGCCUAACUGCUGUUGCGCUUUGCUGGACAGCGAUCUUCUCGCUCAUCCGCGCGUUACUGUCUGUGGUGGCGGUGGCUACCACUUUGAAGAACCUCUAUCGUAUCUCGAUCGUGCUAGCAAGAAAGCCGAACAGAAUUAAGCCGGGUCCAAGGUCAUCAUCAUCAUCAAUACGACGACUGAUGGCGACCACGGCGGCGACUAUGGCGUUUGUUUCGGUGCUAGUCAUGGGGGGUGAUUGAUCGACUAGAUGUUAUCUGCGUGCGUGCGUGCGGUUGGUGUGGAUUCCAACAAGAAUAACAAAAACCAAACUAUAGAGAAGACGUCUUUGAAAUAGAAUGUGGGCAUACCCUAUCUAGACACAACCUCAAGGGAGAGUCACAUGAAGGGAAAACGUCGCGAAGAAAAUGAAUAGACGGAUGCAUUGAUAAGGAGCAGGGCGAUCAAGAAGGGCGACAUAUGGUUUUUAAUAAAGACACGAAGCAAGGGCUGAAGUAUCAGACGAUGUAAAACCCUUACAAGGAAAAAAAAAAUGUGUUAGAAGCUAGAUAGCAUCGCGUCGAGUUUGGUUGAUCAUGGAAUCUUUGUUUACUUUACCCCUGAGAUGGACCUGAAAGAGGGAUUAGAAAAUGAGAGGAAUGAACAUGAUGGCGGCG